AUGGCGGAUCAGCGGUCAACGCGAUACUUUAUUGUGAUGAAGUGGGUUGGACUGGCAGUUGGAUGCACGGCUAAGUUUGUUUCAGGAUCAUUAUUUGUCUUCAACUCUUACGAAGAUGCCCUUAAAUCAACAUUCAAUUUCACAGCCAAAGAGGUUCAAUUACAGUCAUCAUUGCUAAGUGUUGGUCUAGGAAUGGGCUUCCUGCCAGGGAUGUUUUAUGAUCGGUUCGGGCCCCAGUGGUGUUCGGGGGUAGGACUGGUUCUAUCCCUGGCGGCGUAUUUACUCCUGUGGAGUACCACUAGAAACAUUUCACUAUAUAGUUCUUAUAGCUGGCUGAUGGCGAUCUAUUUCUUCCUCUGUGGUCUAGGAUCAAUGUUCACCUAUAUAGUCGCUCUCAACACUAACGCCAUCAACUUCCACCCAAAACACCGUGGAAAAAUCGUGGGAAUCCUCAGUGCCUCCUUCGCUGGAAGCCCAUCAGUUUUUUCAGCGCUGUAUUUCCAUGUUAUUGGGAAGGAUGACCCCAAGAGUGCUGACAGUUUCUCAACUCUGAUGUUGGUGUUCGCCGUGUGUUUUGUUGUCAUUGACAUUUUUUGUAUUGCUUUCAUGAGAGUACUACCACAUGACAAGUCAUGUGACAUAACAGUAUUGGAGGCGAGAACAAACGAUAAACAUGUUAUCAACAAAGGCUUUGAUAUUGAAAACGAUAUAAGCAUCACCCAAAAGUCAGGGUCUUCAGAGGAUGAUGACAAUAACAAAUCGUUUGGUGUAGAUUCGGAAGUUCCAAUUGGAGACACAAGCCCCGAUGACAUGUCUAUCUUGUCGAUCUUUGCCAACGUUGACUUCCAGCUUCUGACGUGGGUAUUUACACUUGCGUCUGUAUCUAGUUUGGUUUACACGAUCGCUCUAACACAAACGACAGCAGCACUAGGCCUGGACGGUUAUAACUCAAACAUUGUCCUGAUAAUUCCCAUUACCAACGCCGUCAUCAGUGCCGCCAUCGGAGUGAUUUCUGAUCACUUCCACCAAAAACUACCUCGUCUUGGGAUCCUCGUUGCAGGAAAUAUGACAUUUGUUAUUUGCCAGUGCCUGGUGGUAGGGCUGGGUGACAAGUACCCGGCUCUUGCCACCGCCACAAUGAUUAAUGGAGUGGGACAGGGCAUCCUCUGGUCCAUCGCUCCUGCUGUCAUGAGUGAAAUGUUCAGUGUAAAUAAUCUCGGCCGUAACUGGGGUAUUGCCCUUUUGGUGUCCUUUUUGGUUGGUUUCGGAGCCCAGGAGGCAUUCGGUGCACUAUAUGACGAAGCGAUAUCAAUUCCCGACGAGGUGUACUGCUAUGGAAUGAGUUGUGUUCGUGGCGGACAUGCAGUCAUCCUGGCAAUGGCCAUACUGUCAAUGAUUCUUGGUGUGGCCCUGUAUAUACGAAAGAGAUAG
This is a messenger RNA of Ylistrum balloti, 1431 nucleotides long. RefSeq lists its product as uncharacterized. The transcript has 4 exons. Gene Ontology annotation, molecular function: transmembrane transporter activity. The record is from RefSeq and is a predicted model, not a curated record. Gene Ontology annotation, cellular component: membrane. Lineage: Eukaryota; Metazoa; Mollusca; Bivalvia; Pectinida; Pectinidae. Bases 1 to 1431 code for a protein of 476 amino acids. Gene Ontology annotation, biological process: transmembrane transport.